GGGAGGAGGCCGCGAGUGGGGAGGGGAGGGGAGGAGGGAGGGGAGAGGGAGGGCGCCGAGGAAGACGCUCCGAGAACCCGUGCGUUUCGUCAGGCUCGGAGCACUUGCACAUUUCUGCAGGCGCGGCGAACCCUCCGCGGGGCUGCGGCAGCUCGCGGCAUCCUCCUCCUCCUCCUCCUCCUCCUCCUUCUCCUUCCCCUUCCCCGGCCGGGCGCUGUGUCUGUGUGAGUGUGUGAGUGUGUGUAUCUUGCAGGUGUGUCCGUUUUAAUUCUGCCCAGUAGGUGGGACUUGGUGACUUUAGCACCAUUUUUUUUCCGUUUCCUUUUUUUUUUUUUGCCUCCUCACCGUCUGUUGCAACCCUGCAAAGUCUCGGAGUCGGCGAGCGCGGCUCGCUUCCCGAGCCCCCGGACCCGGAGAGCCGCGAGCGCCCAGCCGGCCACCAUGCCAGGCAGACCGAGCCUCUAGGCGCUCCCCGCGGCUCCCACCCGGCGGCGGCAGUAGCAGCGGCGGCAGCGCAGCGGCGGCGGCGGCGCGAUGGUUUCAGACGCUGAAGGAUUUUGCAUCUGAUCGCACGGCGUUUCAAAGAAGCAGCGAUCGGAGAUGGAUGUCUCUCUUUGCCCAGCCAAGUGUAGUUUCUGGCGGAUUUUCUUGCUGGGCAGCGUCUGGCUGGACUAUGUGGGCUCCGUGUUGGCGUGCCCGGCGAAUUGUGUCUGCAGCAAGACGGAGAUCAAUUGCCGGCGGCCGGACGAUGGGAACCUCUUCCCCCUCCUGGAAGGGCAGGAUUCGGGGAACAGCACCGGGAACGCCAGCAUCAACAUCACGGACAUCUCCAGGAACAUCACUUCCAUACACAUAGAGAACUGGCGCGGCCUGCACACGCUCAACGCCGUGGACAUGGAGCUCUACACGGGCCUGCAGAAGCUGACCAUCAAGAACUCAGGACUCCGGAGCAUCCAGCCCAGAGCCUUUGCCAAGAACCCCCACCUGCGCUACAUAAACCUGUCGAGUAACCGGCUCACCACACUCUCCUGGCAGCUCUUCCAGACGCUGAGUCUGCGGGAAUUGAGGUUGGAGCAGAACUUCUUCAACUGCAGCUGUGACAUCCGCUGGAUGCAGCUGUGGCAGGAGCAGGGGGAGGCCAAGCUGAACAGCCAGCACCUCUACUGCAUCAGCGCCGAGGGCUCCCAGCUGCCCCUGUUCCGCAUGAACAUCAGCCAGUGUGACAUCCCGGAGAUCAGUGUGAGCCACGUGAACCUGACCGUGCGGGAGGGCGACAACGCUGUCAUCACGUGCAAUGGCUCUGGCUCGCCCCUGCCCGAUGUGGACUGGAUGGUCACCGGGCUGCAGUCCAUCAACACCCACCAGACAAACCUGAACUGGACCAAUGUGCACGCCAUCAACCUGACGCUGGUCAAUGUGACGAGCGAGGACAACGGCUUCUCCCUCACGUGCAUCGCAGAGAACGUGGUGGGCAUGAGCAACGCCAGCGUCGCCCUCACCGUCCACUACCCUCCGCGCGUGGUGAGCCUGGAGGAGCCCGAGCCGCGCCUGGAGCACUGCAUCGAGUUCAUGGUGCGCGGCAACCCGCCGCCAACCCUGCACUGGCUGCACAACGGACAGCCCCUGCGCGAGUCCAAGAUCAUCCGCGUGGAGUUCUACCAGGAGGGCGAGGUGUCCGAGGGCUGCCUGCUCUUCAACAAGCCCACCCACUACAACAAUGGCAACUACACCCUCAUCGCCAAGAACCCGCUGGGCACCGCCAACCAGACCAUCAACGGCCACUUCCUCAAGGAGCCCUUCCCAGAGAGCACGGAUAACUUUGUCUCCAUCUAUGAAGUGAGCCCCACACCGCCUAUCACUGUGACCCACAAGCCAGAGGAAGACACUUUUGGGGUGUCCAUCGCCGUCGGGCUCGCCGCCUUUGCCUGCGUGCUGCUGGUGGUUCUUUUCAUCAUGAUCAACAAGUACGGCCGACGGUCCAAAUUUGGCAUGAAGGGUCCCGUGGCUGUCAUCAGCGGGGAGGAGGACUCGGCCAGCCCGCUGCACCACAUCAACCACGGCAUCACCACGCCCUCGUCGCUGGACGCCGGGCCCGACACGGUGGUCAUCGGCAUGACCCGCAUCCCGGUCAUCGAGAACCCCCAGUACUUCCGGCAGGGGCACAACUGCCACAACCCCGACACAUACGUGCAGCACAUCAAGAGGCGCGACAUCGUGCUGAAGCGGGAACUGGGCGAGGGCGCCUUUGGGAAGGUCUUCCUGGCCGAGUGCUACAACCUCAGCCCGACCAAGGACAAGAUGCUGGUGGCCGUGAAGGCCCUGAAGGACCCCACCCUGGCCGCCCGGAAGGACUUCCAGAGGGAGGCGGAGCUGCUCACCAACUUGCAGCACGAGCACAUCGUCAAGUUCUAUGGCGUGUGCGGCGACGGGGACCCGCUCAUCAUGGUGUUUGAGUACAUGAAGCACGGAGACCUGAACAAGUUCCUGCGGGCCCACGGGCCAGACGCCAUGAUCCUUGUGGACGGGCAGCCGCGCCAGGCGAAAGGCGAGCUGGGGCUCUCGCAGAUGCUGCACAUCGCCAGCCAGAUCGCCUCGGGCAUGGUCUACCUGGCCUCCCAGCACUUCGUGCACCGGGACCUGGCCACCCGCAACUGCCUGGUGGGGGCCAACCUGCUGGUGAAGAUCGGAGACUUCGGCAUGUCCCGGGACGUCUACAGCACCGACUACUACAGGGAAGGGCCGUGCCAGAGGGGCCCGGCGAGCGUGUCGUGGCAGCGCCAGAGGCUAGCGGCACCGGCAGCUUCCGCACUCUUUAAUCCAUCUGGAAAUGAUUUUUGUAUAUGGUGUGAGGUCGGAGGUCACACCAUGCUCCCCAUCCGCUGGAUGCCCCCCGAGAGCAUCAUGUACCGGAAGUUCACCACGGAGAGCGACGUGUGGAGCUUCGGGGUUAUCCUCUGGGAGAUCUUCACCUACGGCAAGCAGCCCUGGUUCCAGCUCUCCAACACGGAGGUCAUUGAGUGCAUCACCCAAGGCCGCGUGUUGGAGCGGCCCCGCGUCUGCCCCAAGGAGGUGUACGACGUGAUGCUCGGCUGCUGGCAGAGGGAGCCGCAGCAGCGGCUCAACAUCAAGGAGAUCUACAAAAUCCUCCACGCGUUGGGGAAGGCCACCCCCAUCUACCUGGACGUCCUCGGCUAGGCCCCGACGGCUGUGGUCCCGGAGUCUCGCCUGUUGCCUCCUCUCUCCAGCCUCACACGCCCCCCCCGCCACCUCACAGCCCCUUCCCCGCCCUUGACCGAAGCGAACAUCUUCAUAUAAACUCAAGUGCCUGCUACACAUACGACACUGAAAAACGGAAAGAAGAAACCCUGUAAAGGCAGUUGGCGUCUAUAUAUAUAUAGAUAUAUAAUAUAUAUAUUUAUAUACCUGCUAUCUAUCUAUAUCUACAGAGAGAUCCCUUCUCUAAUCCCCAGAGAAGCUGCUAACACAGAAACCACGGGACUACAACGACAACUCAGACAAUCGCCCACGUGACGAACACAGACGCAAGUUCCCUUGGACUUAAGCUGUGGCCCGUGCCUCCUCGGCUCUGGCUUUUCGGGGCGGAAGACCUGGACGAUGCACAGAGACGGGGGCUGGGAGGAGCUGGGUGGACCCCGAUCCCCUGCACAGGGGGCGCCUGCGUGGAUGGCACCGGCCCUGCUCAGCAAGGACCCGCGCCGACCUGGGCCUCCGGCUCCCCUGGCCACGCCCCCAAGCCUUCCCUCUUCCGGGACCUUCCUCUCCUCCAAGACCCUGUUUCUACUGGGAAGUGUCCUCCGGAUGCCUCCGGGAGCCGGCGAUGGUGCCCACACACUGAGCAAAGAGCAACAAGGACACGCGGUCCUGGCGGCCACAGCGUCUCCCGUGUAACCCACGCCCUAGGGGGGUGUCGUCUGUCCUCGGAGCAUCAAGAACUGGCGGGCUUUCUGGACUGACAGGCCCGCCGAGGAGGGAGCUGUGACCCCGGCCCAUCUCGAGGCACUGCGCUGCCUUUUCAUCACCGGAGGGACUCCCGGGCCCCGCCUCCCACACUCAGGCCUGCGGGGCGUUGGGGUCAAGGCAGGGACGUGCCCGUGUUGUCUCCACACGUGGAUACAGAGGGUCUCAGCAGCGGGAGACUUCGUCCUUGUCGGUCCUGAUGAGAUGCGCCCCUCUGGGUCCUCUGCUUCCCCCGGAUCCCGGCCCCACCUCCUGGGCGUCUCCCGCGUCCACGGUGGACCCGCGGCACAGGCCCUGGCAUGCUCCUCGCGAGCGGGGCCCUCGGCGAUUGGUGCGUCUGCCUGCCUGGGAGCUGCCGUGGGUGCCCAGGGGCUGAGAAACCGCUGUGGGGGUGGGGUGGGUGGGGGCGGGCUGCUCUGGGAGAGGCCAGUGCGUGGCCAGAGCCGCAGGCCCCGCGUCCUGAUGAGGACGAGCCCUGCUCAGGGACAGGAGACGCCUGGGCCAGCGCCCGCUCCCCUGCCUGCCCUCCCGGCUGUUGCUGUCCAGGACUGAGGGCCCAGAGCUGGGACCACAGCCCCACGGAGCCUCCUGCCGGGGAGGCCAGGGCGCAUCCCUCCGGGCCACCUCACCCCAAGCACAGAUCCACCUCACGGACUGGCCACUGCCCAUCAGGGCCUCCGGGGGCCCUGGCCUGCCCCUGCCCCGUCCGCCGGAGGGACCGUCCUCAUCGGGGCGCCUGGUCAGCUGCAGCGUGGGCCUCCGGUGUGGAGCUCGGGACUGACUUCUGUGUUUGUGAUUUCCCUUCUUUUUUUAGACCAACACGUGUUUGUAUUCUAACAGAAGAGCUGUGCUCGGACUGU
Myotis daubentonii (Daubenton's bat) is the source of this 4838-nucleotide messenger RNA. It is a transcript of the gene NTRK3, whose product is annotated as neurotrophic receptor tyrosine kinase 3. Gene Ontology annotation, molecular function: transmembrane receptor protein tyrosine kinase activity; ATP binding; neurotrophin binding. Gene Ontology annotation, cellular component: signaling receptor complex; plasma membrane; axon. NCBI's taxonomy places the organism in Eukaryota, Metazoa, Chordata, Mammalia, Chiroptera, Vespertilionidae. The record is from RefSeq and is a predicted model, not a curated record. Gene Ontology annotation, biological process: positive regulation of neuron projection development; cellular response to nerve growth factor stimulus; cell surface receptor protein tyrosine kinase signaling pathway.